GCACACGUCGCCGGCGUGCCUUGAACGCCUCACCCCGCCUGUCCCCGUCGUGCCGUCGGCCCGUCGCGAUCUUUCUCCAAAUCGCCGGUUCUUCCCUGUGCCCGCUCCUCCAUCUGUCCACAUCCGCUUGCCUCAAACACUCGUCACAUUCGACCCUUGCUCGCCUUAAAUAACUAGCAGCGCAAGUGUCGAGCUUAACCAAGCCCGAUUCCCCCGAGUAGCACAAGGCCGCCGGCACCCAAUCCUACGAGGUGACCUGCUCUCGGAAUUUUCAGCGGGUCGCGUCGUGUCCGUGCGCGGUGUGGGUAUAAAUGGCGGCGGAGGCGACUAGUCACUGCAGCCGCAGCAACUGAAUCCUCCGGGGAGGAAAAGGGGUUCGCCGCUUGCAGGGGUCGCAGGUGUGUAGUUAAUUCAUCACUUAUUGAGAUAUUGGACUUGCAUGAGUUAAUUAACAAGCCCAUUCCCUGGUUCCUGAUGGAGGCGCCAUCUUGCUUGCGCUUCCAAGUUUGUGGUUUUGGUUUGCCGAUGAUAUGGCUAUGUCUUUUUCUAGUACUUGUUCUUCAGAAUUGCUGCCCAACACUUUCAGCCUCGCCAUAUUUGGUCGGUAUGGGUAGCUACGACAUAACAGGGCCUGCAGCAGACGUUAACAUGAUGGGAUAUGCAAAUGCUGAGCAGAUCGCAUCAGGAAUUCACUUCAGGCUAAAGGCUCGUGCUUUUAUUGUUGCUGAGCCUAAUGGGAAGCGUGUUGUGUUUGUGAAUCUUGAUGCUUGCAUGGCAUCACAGCUUGUGACUAUAAAGGUGCUUGAAAGGCUUAAAGCAAGGUAUGGUGAUCUUUAUAAUGAGAACAAUGUGGCUAUCAGCGGAAUCCAUACUCAUGCAGGACCUGGAGGUUAUCUGCAGUAUGUAGUUUAUAUUGUCACAUCUCUUGGGUUUGUUCAUCAGUCAUUUGAUGUAAUUGUCAACGGCAUUGAGCAAUGCAUUGUUGAAGCUCACAACAACAUCCGCCCUGGGAAAAUCUAUGUGAACAAAGGCAACCUCCUUGAUGCUGGUGUGAAUCGCAGCCCGAGUGCAUACCUGAAUAAUCCUGCUGAGGAGAGAAGCAAAUAUCAGUAUAAUGUUGAUAAAGAAAUGACCCUUAUCAAGUUUGUCGAUGAUGAACUGGGUCCAGUUGGGAGUUUCAAUUGGUUUGCAACUCAUGGAACAUCAAUGAGUCGUACAAAUUCUUUGAUAAGUGGUGAUAACAAAGGAGCAGCUGCACGUUUCAUGGAAGAUUGGGCAGAACAGAAUGGCAUUCCAAAGCAGGCGGCUCAAGUUAGUUCUGAUGAUUUAGAAUCUUUGCACAAGACAUCUGGACUUCCGCGUAGAGUCUCUUUAAUAAUUCCUGAACCAAAUGAGAUAACUGAUGACUUAAUACAAUUGGCAUCAUCCUACGAGGCCUCAGGUGGCAGGCGAUUAUCAGGUUCAAAUAUCACCAGGCGCAUUAGAAGCACUCGACAAAAUAAACCUAAAUUUGUUUCUGCUUUCUGCCAGUCAAAUUGUGGAGAUGUUAGUCCAAAUGUCUUGGGAACAUUUUGUAUAGACACCGGUCUUCCUUGUGACUUCAAUCACAGUACAUGCAAUGGGAAGAAUGAACUAUGCUAUGGACGAGGCCCAGGAUAUCCUGAUGAAUUUGAAAGUACCCGUAUCAUUGGCAAUAGGCAAUUUCUCAAGGCUGUAGAUCUUUUUAAUUCAGCUUCUGAAGAAAUUCAAGGCAAAGUUGACUGCACGCAUACUUACCUAGAUUUCUCGCAACUCAAAGUGAAUAUUCCUACAAGUACAGGAGGUCAGCAGGUGGUGAAAACAUGCCCAGCAGCCAUGGGGUUUGCCUUUGCUGCUGGAACCACAGAUGGUCCUGGAGCUUUUGAUUUUAAACAAGGAGAUGUCAAGGGAAACCCUUUCUGGAGGUUAGUAAGAAACUUACUUAAGCCACCAGGGAAGGAGCAAGUCGAAUGUCAAGCUCCAAAACCCAUAUUGCUAGACACCGGUGAAAUGAAGGAACCAUAUGAUUGGGCACCUGCGAUACUUCCAAUUCAGAUAAUAAGAAUUGGCCAGCUUGUUAUCUUAUGUGUCCCUGGAGAAUUCACGACAAUGGCUGGCAGGCGGCUACGUGAUGCUGUUAAAAAUGUAUUGACAAGUGACAACAGUGGUGAAUUUAAUAACAAUAUUCAUGUUGUUCUCGCUGGGCUAACAAACACCUAUUCUCAAUAUAUUACAACUUUUGAAGAAUAUGAGAUCCAAAGAUACGAGGGAGCAUCAACAUUGUAUGGUCCCCACACCUUGAGUGCCUACAUCCAAGAGUUUCAGAAACUGGCUACAGCAAUGGUUUCAAACAAAGAUGUCCCAACAAAUUUCCAAGCACCUGAUCUAUUGGACAAGCAAAUUGAACUGCUCCCAGGCGUUAUGUUUGACUCGACACCUCCUGGCGUGAAGUUUGGAGACGUCAGUUCAGAUGUUCCCGCAAACUCAAUCUUCAGGAAGGGCAGUAUUGUGAAUGCUACAUUCUAUUCAGCCUGCCCUAGGAAUGACCUUCGCACUGACGGUACCUUUUCACUCGUUGAGAAGCUAGAUGGUAGCAACAAUUGGGUUCCUGUCUAUGACGAUGAUGAUUGGUCAUUGCGCUUCAAGUGGUCAAGGCCUUCAAGGUUGAGUCCAAGAAGUUUUGCGACUCUGGAGUGGACAAUUCCUGAAGAUGCCGUAUCAGGUGUUUACAGAUUCAGGCAUUUUGGUGCCUCCAAGCCGUUGCUUGGGUCCAUCAAACAUUUUACAGGGACCUCUCGCGCAUUCACGGUGCGUUAGGUAGUACACUAUUGCCUUUGAUGGCACACCUAUCAGAAUUUACCGGUCACAUUUUUAGAUGGAGUACCGGUCACACGGUCUACAUGUUCGCCCCCAUGGUUUUUACAUGUAUUUGAUGGCAAUUACAUUGUCAGGUCAUAUAAUACUAUUGUCCCUA
This is a messenger RNA of Phragmites australis (common reed), 2992 nucleotides long. Its product is annotated as neutral ceramidase-like. Gene Ontology annotation, cellular component: extracellular region. The record is from RefSeq and is a predicted model, not a curated record. The transcript is spliced from 10 exons. Gene Ontology annotation, biological process: long-chain fatty acid biosynthetic process; ceramide catabolic process; sphingosine biosynthetic process. Bases 475 to 2835 code for a protein of 786 amino acids. Gene Ontology annotation, molecular function: N-acylsphingosine amidohydrolase activity. NCBI's taxonomy places the organism in Eukaryota, Viridiplantae, Streptophyta, Magnoliopsida, Poales, Poaceae.